ACACGACCGCGGCGACUGCGGUGAUAACGAUCCGUAGUUUCGAGACCGACGAAUUCCUUUAGUUCCGUUCUGUACGACCAUCCGUCCGUCCGUGUGGUUCGUCGCGCGCAGAAAACUCGUCGUCGGUGGUGGUCACUCAAAUUGCAUGAGAUGGACGACCGGAAAAAAAGCCCAGAGCUGAAGUCCGACAGUUCCGAUUCGGCGGACGAGACCGACCCGUCGCGCAACAACGGCUGUAGCAACUAUGUGAUGUACCGUGACCGGCCCGAAUGGAAGGACGUGCAGCCGGUGGCUCAAGACGACGGACCGGCCCAGGUCGUUCGGAUCGCGUACUCCGAAAAAUUUUCAGAUGUAUUCGAUUAUUUCCGAGCAAUUAUUAAGUCUGGAGAAAAAUCUGAAAGAGCCCUUAAUUUGGUUACUGAUGCCAUAACUUUGAACCCGGCUAAUUAUACAGUUUGGAUUUAUCGAUUAGAAAUUGUUUUAUAUUUAAAAAUAGACUUACACAAUGAAUUAGAUUACAUAUCCAAUGUGAUCAGAGAAUUCACCAAAAAUUAUCAAGUUUGGCAAUAUCGUAAAAAUAUUGUUGAAAUGUUAAAUGAUCCAUCAGGUGAAUUAGAAUUUACUGCUGAUAUUUUAGAUUUGGAUGCUAAAAAUUACCAUGCUUGGCAAUAUAGACAGUGGGUAAUUACUACAUUCAGUAAUUUAAUAGAAAAUGAGUUGAAUUUUGUUGAUGAUUUAAUAUCUCAAGAUAUACGAAACAAUUCAGCAUGGAACCAACGUUAUUUUGUUAUAAAUAUGUCCAAUCCAAAUGCUGAUGUAAUUGAUAAGGAGCUGAAGUAUACAUUUGACAAAAUACAAAUUUUAACAAAAAAUGAAAGUGCAUGGAAUUACCUAAGAGGAUUAUUAUUAUACUCAGAAAAUGGUAUUUUGGAAGACAAAGUUAGUACUUUUUGUACACAAUUAUAUGAUAAGGGAAAUAGAUCAAUACAUCUGUUGUCUUGUUUGAUUGAUUUACUGGAUGUUGAUGUAAAUUCUACUGAAUUGGAAGAUGUAGAAAAAGUUAAAUUUGCGUUAAAAUUGUGUUCUGAUUUAGCAUCAGUUUAUGAUCCUAUACGUCGGUCAUAUUGGGCAUACAUAUCUAGUAAUAUUGAAAAUAAGUACAGCAUUAAAGAACAUGAUUUUAAAAUUGUUAUAAGUAAUGGAAAUAACUAAAAUGCAUUUUAUUUAUAUUCAUAUAUUGUAUCAUUUUCUUGUGUACUUCUUACUUGUACGGUAAAUUAAACUAUUUAAUGAAUUAAAUUGUUCUUGACAAGUA
This is a messenger RNA of Sipha flava (yellow sugarcane aphid), 1315 nucleotides long. RefSeq names its product protein farnesyltransferase/geranylgeranyltransferase type-1 subunit alpha (gene Fnta). Gene Ontology annotation, biological process: protein geranylgeranylation; protein farnesylation. Gene Ontology annotation, molecular function: protein farnesyltransferase activity; CAAX-protein geranylgeranyltransferase activity. Lineage: Eukaryota; Metazoa; Arthropoda; Insecta; Hemiptera; Aphididae. Gene Ontology annotation, cellular component: protein farnesyltransferase complex; cytoplasm; CAAX-protein geranylgeranyltransferase complex. The record is from RefSeq and is a predicted model, not a curated record. The transcript has 7 exons. The coding region runs from base 151 to 1212 and encodes 353 amino acids.